AUGUAUAAUUGCGUGCAAUACAGUGUUUAUGUCUGAGAAUAUCUAGAGCAUUGAUUGUAAUAAUUAAAAAAUAGAAAAAAAAUUUUUUUGACGUUUUUAUAAAAUAGUAAAAAAGUAAAUUAAUAAUUUUUAAAAAUGGAUAAAAAUUAUUCACUUGAAAAAGUUAUUGUUAAAGUUGAAAAAGAUGAAGAGGAUUUUCAAGAGGAUCAAUCAGUUUUUAAUUGUGAAGAACAUAAUUUAGGUCAAGAUUAUCCUGUUGAUGUUGAGGAUAUUAAAAUAGAAGAACCUGGUAUUAAACACGAAAAUGAAGAGAAUCCUCAGUAUAAUCCGUUGUUAAUUCGAAAAAAUUUCCAACCACCUAUGGUAACUAUUAAAACACGUGAAAUAAAUUUCGAAACAGUUUACGUUGAAGAUACAAAUCCUAUUUUUGAUAAAGAUAAUUUCCAAGAAGAACUAAAAAAAUCAAAAGUCCAAAUAAAAAGAUCCAAAAAAUACGAGUGUGAUUAUUGCAAGCAUAAAUUUUCUCAUAAAAACGCUCUACUUGUUCACAUCAACAAACAUAUGACCACAAAAUACAGAUGUGAGAUCUGUUCAAAAAGUUACAUCUCAAAAGAGGGCCUGUCUCUUCACACAGCUCGGCAUACAGGCGACAUGCCCUACGAGUGUGAAAUUUGUGCUUCUAAAUUCGGGGUCAAAUUUACUUACGACAAUCACAUGCGAAUCCACAACGGCGAAAAGCCCUUCGCUUGUAACGUUUGUUCCUCGAAGUUCCGCGAAAAAAGCCAGCUGACCGUCCACCAGCGGAUUCACUCAGGUGACAAGCCCUACACUUGUAACUUUUGCUCAGCGAAGUUUCGUCACAGUGGGAACUUGAAGGCUCACAUUAGAACUCACACCAACGAGCGGCCUUUCAGUUGCGAGAAAUGCUCCGCAAAAUUCCGGGAUCCUUCGACCCUAAGGAGGCACAAGCAAAUUCACAGUGGAGAAAAAAGAGAAAAACGGUAUUCUUGUGAAAUUUGCUCCUGCAAACUUAGAGAUAGUUACAAUUUGAAAAUUCACAUACGCAGACAUACUGGAGAGCGGCCUUUUGCUUGUCAAAUUUGCUUCUUGAAAUUCAUCGAAAAGCGCUCGUUGAACAAACAUAUGAAAAUUCAUCAAAAGAAAAUUAAGGAAGAAAAAUUGUUUAUAAUGGAACCAAAUGAAAUAGGAGAUGUUAACAUGGAGAUAACACCAAACGAAGAAGAAAAGGAAUUUGGCGAGCCAGCGUGUAAGAAGCGAAAGUUAUCCGAGUGUCCGUUUAAAAAUAAUUUACAAAAGAAGAAUAAUGAUAGACAAAAACAAGAACAAGAAAAUGAAAAAUUGUCAAGCUCGGAAAUUGAGGAAACUUUUAAUGAUGAUUUAAGACAGUUUGAUGUUCUUGAUGAUCUUGAUCAUCACUCGGAUCAAGAUGACUCGGGAAGUGAUUCUGACAGUAUUUACAGUGUUGAUUCUGAUAUUCCUGAUGAGGAAGUUCAUGCCAUGUUAGAAGAAGGUCUGUCGGAAAAAUUAAAAAAUAAGCGAAAAAAUCUAGAUGAUUGUAUGCCUUAUGAAGAAAAAGAGAAGCUAGUUUUACAAGAAAUCGGGCAUAAUCACUUUGACGCCUUGCCUGAGGGCUGGGUCCAGGUUACACAUAACAGCGGAAUGCCUCUGUACCUACACAAGCAGUCCAGAGUGUGUACCCUGGCGAAGCCUUACUUCCUGGGCCCAGGAAGUGUUCGCAAGCAUGAAGUCCCGGUUAGCGCAGUUCCUUGUUUGCAGUACAGACGCGCGCUCGAGGAGGAGAAUGAAGAAAAGAGAAAAGAAACUGAACGCGAGUCAAGCGGAAUUGGAGCCUCCAAUCUGCCCAGUGCUAGAAUUGAGACGAUUCAAGAAAAUUUGGCCAACCAUUCGCUUGACAGUGAGCGGUUGAGGAAUUACUGUCAGAAGAUUUUUAGAUUUAAAAAAAUCAAGGUCAUGAGAUUCCAAUCAUGGUCAGCACGCCGCAAAUUUACUAAGAACAAGAAGAACCGUAAGCAACUGGAGCGUCCAACCUUGCCUGGAGGAACUAAAUUGAUAACAUUCCCUAUCGGAACUGGCACCGGAUCCGGAAGCGGAAGUUCUGGAGCUGGAGAUGACAGCUCCAACCAACGACCACCCAAGCACUGGAUAAUGAACCCUUCGGGCAAGAGUUUCGUCUGUAUUUUGCACGAAUACGUCCAGCAUGCUUUAAAAAAACAACCAACUUAUAAAUUCAAGGAAUUAGAAAACGCAGCUACGCCCUACUCCGCAAUUGUCUGUAUCAAUGACAUGGAGUACGGAGUUGGGUUUGGCAGCAGCAAGAAGCAAGCCAAGGCCGAUGCAGCGCGCAAAACCUUGGAAAUUUUGAUCCCUCAAAUGCGCGACAAAAUUUUGGGAGAAAUGGCCACGGACAGCUCGACUAAUGCUGAGAGAAUUAAAGCCUCGCGGGGUGAUACUGAUGCUGACUUGUCGUUCUUUGAUGACAUUUCUAUUACUGAUCCUCGAGUGGCUGAAUUUUGUGCCAAGACUACUGAACCCUCGCCUCAUGCUAUUUUAGUUACUUGCUUACAGAGGAAUUUUGGGCUUGGUGAUGUUCAAAUUAAUUACUCGGUUAAUACGUUAAAGCAUCAGCAAAAUGAAUUUACUAUGCGAGUUGGUAAACAUGAAGCUAAAGUUGUUUGCAGAAAUAAAAAAGAAGGCAAGCAACAAGCGGCCCAGGCGAUUUUAAAACUCCUCCAUCCAAGUAUUCCCAGUUGGGGAUCUCUGCUCCGUUUGUACGGAUCGCGCAGCGUCAAGUCUUUCAAGGAGAAAAAACAACAGGAGCAAGAGAUUACUUUGCUCCAAGGAAAGGCUGCUGUUAACCAGCCAAAUCAUGCUAUUCUGAACAAACUUCGCCAUGAAAUGAAAAAAUUAUCCGAGCAACGACAAGCUGUUCAACCAAUCGGUAAAUUUAUAUCCUCAGACCUUCCGAGCGGGUCUGCUGCCAAUUUAAACAACUCUUUUGAGGAAAUAUUUUUAAAGACUGAAAAUCAGGAUUGUCAAAUCAAAGAAGAAGAUCAAUUAGACACCUGUCAAGAUUACCCCAUAGACAUUGAAGAAGUUAAAAUAGAAUCAAAUGUAUCUCCAAAAAACUUUAACGAGAACAGACCAUUUACAUGUGACAGCUGUUCAAUGAGAUUCCUAACAAAAGGCCACCUAAAACGUCACAUGCAAGUGCACACGGAUGAAAAACAAUUCACCUGCGACGCGUGUUCCAAGCAGUUCCGCCAAAAAUGUAACCUAAAAUUGCACAUGCAAAAGCACUCGAAAGAAAAGCCUUACAAGUGCAAAGUAUGUUCGGCAAAGUUCGGGUACCGUCGGUCGUACGAGUACCACAUGUUAGUGCACAAGGACGUAAGACCUUACGAGUGUGAGUUCUGCGGCUCAACCUUCCGCACGAGGACUCUGCUGAACAACCACGUGCUGAUCCACAAAGGAGAGAAGCCAUUUGCUUGUAAAGUCUGUUCCAUGAAGUACCGGAACAAGUAUUACCUAAAAAUACACAUGCGCGUGCACACCGGCGAGCGGCCUUACCAGUGCGACAUCUGUCCGGCAAAGUUCGCCAUUUUGAGCAACCUUUCGCGGCACAUGCGCGUUCACACCGGCGAGAAGCCCUUCGGCUGCGACCUUUGUUCCGCGAGGUUCGGCCAGAAGGUGGCGCUCCAGGAACAUCAGCUGAUCCAUGAAGACCAAAAGCCGUUCGAGUGCGACCUUUGCACCGCUAAAUUCCGUGUAAAAAGAGGCUUAAAAAUCCACAUGCGCACUCAUAAAAAAAAACCAUUUAUUUGUCAAGUUUGUUCCCAAAAAUUCCGCGAUAAAGCUUCCCUGGAACAGCACGUUUAUUUGCGCCACAACACUGUUCUUUAUAAAUGUAAUGUUUGCAAUCAGUUGUUCAGAGAUAUUUUAGAACUGAACACACACUUGUUGGUUCAUCGUCCUGAACCACUUUUUGUAUGUGAUACUUGUUCCGCGCAGUUUUGUUCCAAGGAACAGCUGAGCAAGCACCAGGCUAUGCAUUUAGUGGAAAAAGCGUAUAUUUGUAGGGUUUGUUCGGCUACUUACCGGAUUAAGAGCGAGUUUUUGAAGCACGUGAUGAACCAUCAGGAAAUUGAUUUAAGUUCUCAGUCCGCGGCUGUUAAGGUUCUUAGCAAGAGACAUUUUUAUGUCUACAAUCAGAUCAAUGUUCAAAGUAAGGCUGAGUCUGAGUCGGAUGAUGGUGAAGGGUUCGAUGGAGAUGAAGAUAAAGAUCCUUUGGAGGUUACUCAGCAGAUAGAGGCUAAAAGUGUUAUUUGGGUUAAGAAAGAUUUAAUGGCUAAAUAAAGUUAUUUUGUUAUU
Messenger RNA from Cotesia glomerata, 4410 nucleotides. RefSeq lists its product as uncharacterized. The transcript is spliced from 11 exons. Gene Ontology annotation, biological process: regulation of transcription by RNA polymerase II. Lineage: Eukaryota; Metazoa; Arthropoda; Insecta; Hymenoptera; Braconidae. Bases 136 to 4395 code for a protein of 1419 amino acids. The record is from RefSeq and is a predicted model, not a curated record. Gene Ontology annotation, molecular function: DNA-binding transcription factor activity; RNA polymerase II cis-regulatory region sequence-specific DNA binding; protein binding.